GCAGAGCGUACCUAUUAUUUCCGCUUUGCUCACCGUGGGCCGCGCAACCUGCUUAGGUGUACGCUCGCUAUCUAGUCUACCGCCACACGUGACCCGGUGACGCUUUCUUAUCCCCCUUACCGCCGCUCAUAAGACCGACGAGCGUCCGGAAACAAAAGCGCAAGGAAGAGGGAAUCUCUGUCUCGACAUUCGGACUUAGGAACACAGAUCCAUGGCACAGAACGUACCGAAAAUCCGCAUCCUUAAGGGCGCGGAACCCGACCUUUCGGCAGCGACGUUCCAGAUCGCGGACGAGACGCAUACGAUCGGCAACGCGCUGCGGUGGAUGAUCAUGAAGAACCCGAAGGUGGAAUUCUGCGGAUACAGCGUCCCCCACCCCUCCGAACCCAACAUCAACGUCCGCAUCCAGAUGUACGACAACCUUUCCGCCCUCGACGCGCUCAUCGACGCGCUUAACCGCCUCGACGACCUCUUUGCCGCAGUCGACGAGCAGUACGCGAAGAGCCUCGCGAAGGACAAGUACGAGCGCUGGGACGAGAAGAGCUGAGGGCCCGUCGCCGGGUUUCUCUCCGUCUCUAUUGCUCCCGUCCAUAUCCAUCGUUUCCGCAUAAAAGUAUAUUAUGGCUCUAUUGUAAUGUUUUCCUCUGUAGAAGGGUUGCGUGUAGGCUAAAUAUCAGUUCGGUUGCACGGCAAUGUACAGUAACGGCCGUCCCGGCAUCCACCAUGAAAUCGAAGCUGCUCAGAUCUCCUCGUCAGGGUUGUCGAUGUCGGCUUCUUCUGCUUCCUCCUCCUCCCACUCGUCGGCGAC
Molecule: messenger RNA, 808 nt
Organism: Punctularia strigosozonata HHB-11173 SS5
Lineage: Eukaryota; Fungi; Basidiomycota; Agaricomycetes; Corticiales; Punctulariaceae
Product: RBP11-like subunits of RNA polymerase
Exons: 5
Coding region: 212-547 (111 amino acids)
Biological process (GO): DNA-templated transcription
Cellular component (GO): RNA polymerase I complex; RNA polymerase III complex
Molecular function (GO): DNA binding; protein dimerization activity; DNA-directed RNA polymerase activity
Source: RefSeq, a predicted model, not a curated record